AUGUAUACUCGAAUCACCCCAUUGUUGGCGCUGUGCCUGUAUUUGAGCAAUCUACCUCAACUGGCAUGGACCCGUUCGCUCUCUGUGUCGCUAAACAUGUCCUUGACACGCAGCGAAGUGGAGGAUGAGAAUGUGACGUUGACGUCGGCUGGGGCGCCACAGAUCAGUCAGGAGUUGCUGCAGUCGUGCAUGAGGGAGACAGAGAUAUCGAUGUCACAGCUGAAAUUCUUUCGGCUCAGCAUGUUCUUCAACGAGAACACCAACAGGGAACUGGCCAUGGCCGCUGGCGACGGUGAUGGUGAUCUGAAUAAUGGCAACCUGGUUGAUUUGGACUUUGACAAUACAUUGCCUUAUUUAAAUCUGAAGCGCAAUGAGCCGCUGCAGUGCUUUGUGCGCUGCUUGUACGAGAAUCUUGGCCUCGUUCACUACGAUAUGAUGCUGGAGGAUGCGUUCCGGAUGCAGCUGCACACUCUAAUGCGACGCUUGAAGCCGGAGCUUAAGGAGUGCAACGAGAUGACCAGCAAGAAUCGCUGUGAGGCUGCCUAUAAGCUGCGCCUGUGCUACAAUCAUCUCAAAAAUCUGGAGGCGGAACAGCGACUACGAGAGGUGCUCGAGCAUAGCGAUUCUUCCACCGAUCUGACAGCAACUGACAACGAUGAGAACGAGAAUGGCAAUGAGAAUGGCAAUGAGAAUGGCAAUGAGAAUGUUAGUGGGCAUGAGAAUGAGAAUGAUGGUGAAAGUGAGCAUGAAAAUGAGAGUGUGGUGAGGGCAGCGAAUGCUAAGGCCAAUGAGUUCAUUGAUGCCAUUCGGCGUUAUACUGAGCAAACGACUGAAACGGAGUAG
Messenger RNA from Drosophila grimshawi, 843 nucleotides. RefSeq lists its product as uncharacterized. NCBI's taxonomy places the organism in Eukaryota, Metazoa, Arthropoda, Insecta, Diptera, Drosophilidae. The record is from RefSeq and is a predicted model, not a curated record. The transcript has 2 exons. Bases 1 to 843 code for a protein of 280 amino acids. Gene Ontology annotation, biological process: sensory perception of smell. Gene Ontology annotation, molecular function: odorant binding.